Crotalus tigris (Tiger rattlesnake) is the source of this 1825-nucleotide messenger RNA. RefSeq names its product microfibril associated protein 4 (gene MFAP4). NCBI's taxonomy places the organism in Eukaryota, Metazoa, Chordata, Lepidosauria, Squamata, Viperidae. The coding region runs from base 253 to 1041 and encodes 262 amino acids. The record is from RefSeq and is a predicted model, not a curated record. Gene Ontology annotation, biological process: elastic fiber assembly. The transcript is spliced from 6 exons.
UUCCCUGCCUUGCUUUUCUAUAACACAUUCUUGCCCCCCUUCCCCUCCCAACUUUUCUUUAGGCUAUAAAUCCAGGAUUUACACAUCAUGUCUGUUCCUUGGCUUGGGGUAUGUUAGUGGGCAGGAGCAGUGUGGGUGGGAGGUGUACAGCUAAAGGCCUGCAAAGGAGACUGAAAGAAGCAGCUUCAAAAGAAAACAGAAAGUUCUAUACACAAAGCAACAGAAGUGUCAGCUCAGGAAUCACAGAACAACAUGAAGCUUUCUCAGGCCUCCUCAUUUCUGCCCAUCUCUAUGUUCCUCCUUUUACUUCUUCAGCUGCCAACAUUGCAAGGACAGGCCAUCAACUCAGCUCAGCAAUCUCAACCCUGUGGAGAAGAUUCAUUUCCACUUGACUGUGAGGAUAUAUACGAUCAAGGUUCAGAGACAGAUGGCGUGUACCUCAUUUUUCCAGCAGGACCCAAUGUCCCUGUCCCCGUAUACUGUGACAUGACCACUGAUGAUGGAAAAUGGACGGUUUUCCAGAAACGUUUCAAUGGGUCAAUCAGUUUCUUUCGGGGCUGGAAUGACUACAGGUUUGGCUUUGGCAAAGCAGAUGGUGAAUAUUGGCUUGGACUGCAAAAUAUCCAUCUUCUCACUCUGAAGCAGAAGUAUGAGCUACGUGUGGAACUGGACGACUUUGAGAAUAAUACUGCCUUUGCUAAAUAUGCUGACUUCUCCCUUUCCCCAAGUGCAAUCAGUGCAGAAGAGGAUGGCUACACGCUCCAUGUAUCUGGCUUUACUGAUGGAGGGGCAGGUGAUUCACUGUCCUAUCAUAGUGGCCAGAAGUUCUCCACAUUUGACCGUGACCAAGAUCUCUAUGUGCAGAACUGUGCAGCUCUCUCAUCAGGUGCCUGGUGGUUCAAGAGCUGCCAUUUUUCCAACCUCAAUGGCUUCUACCUUGGUGGACCACAUCUGUCCUAUGCCAAUGGCAUUAAUUGGUACCAGUGGAAAGGCUUCUACUAUUCUCUCAAGAGAAGUGAGAUGAAAAUACGUCGUGUUUGAGAUCCGAGGCAGCUGGUGGCUUUUCCCAUUCUUCUACUCUAGUGGCCAUUUGAGUCUUGAUGUAGACUGAAUUCCCAAUUAUUAAUGUGUUUCAUCACUUUGACUCUGUUUUUCUACCUUUAGCAUGCAGCCUGCACCAAAUUAUUCCUCAGAGAACACAACUCUCAAUAAAGAUACCCAUUUCUCAUUACUGAGAUCAAACACAACUAGAUAAUUGCCAGUGCCCUAUACUACAAUCCUACUAAUCAUCACAAUUAUGGUAGCCACCAACCUUCCUGCUCUCCCAGGAAACCUAGGUUUGUUUCACCAACAUCAGUAUGAUUGAUCAUGGGUCCUGCCCGCCAUUUCAAUGUUCCAAAUCAAAAAUUGCAUUGGGAACAAACCAGAAAUAAACCCCAUCUCUUCUAGCUCCUCUUCAGCAUUCAGCAGAAAAGAAAAAAUGGAGGAGGUUAUAAGGGUUACGGUAGUGUUCCAGGCAAAUCUGCCUGCCUCAAUUAAUAAAAUAAGGUAAAGUGUAUUGGCAGAACUGGAAGAAUGGCUCAUCUAAGCCAGGUUCCUGCUUUAUUCCCAUCCCAAUCCUCCAACAAAGGAUUUAUAAUAUUCAAAGCUACAGGGACCAAAGGAUUUAGGACAGAACUCAGAAAACAUUUAAGAAUGAUCAGAGUAGACACAUCCAGUUGGAAGUUUCUGGCAGAUAGGAACAAGUAUUGUAAGGUUCAGGGAAAAGGUUCCAAAGGUGAUAGCAAUUAUCUUGCUUUUAAAAAUAAAAUAAAAUGAAAUGAAA